AUGCAUCAGAGAUAUAUGCGUGUUGGGACGGAGGCGGUCCGUGCCAAAUCAAGUUCACGAUCAGCGACGUGUGCCCGGCGGGGCGGCGGCUCGAAACCUGCUGGGGCCUUGAAAACGCAGUAUGAUAAACGACCGUCCGUGGCCCGCCUGCCGGGCCAAGUCCAGAAAACAACAAAAAUUAGGUACCUUUCAGACACGCAACGACCACGCUAUGACACCCAUGCACCCACCUCCCCCGUCCGCAACUGUGCACCUCGCUCCCCGCCGCCCGGCACUCGCUGCUCAUUCACGAACCCCCUACAUCCUUGCGCUCAGCCUCAAACAUUUCGCACGUCUCCUCUUGCGAACACAUUCCUUGUUCUCCCUCUCGUACUGAGCUCAAACCGACUUUCCGACUGUACGUUUACCGUCUUCUUGUUUGUUUCUCUUAACCCCUUCCCAACCGCCAUGACCGUUCGCAAGCCGGAGGAAGGUGCUCAAGUCCCGGAGGAGGCAAACCAACCGGCCAUUUUUGGCUACACCAAUGGUUCUCUUUCAAACUUUCACAGCAACACCAACCUCAUGGACCUCGAUAAGGCCCUCAACUACGAAAUUCGAGUCGUCGCUGGCAAUGCAAACCCCGUCUUGGCUCGCGAGAUCGCCUCACAUCUCAAAGUUCGCAUGACCUCCGCCGUCGUAUCCCGCUUCUCCGAUGGCGAAACUCGCGUCGCUAUAGAGGACAAUGUGCGUGGCAAAGAUGUUUUCAUCGUUCAGCCCACGUCUCCUCCGGUCAAUGAUCAUCUCAUGGAGCUGCUCGUCAUCAUUGAUACCCUCAAAAGGGCCUCAGCGAAACGUAUUACAGCUGUCAUCCCGUAUUACGGAUACGGGCGACAAGACCGAAAAGCUGCCCCUCGUGUUCCCAUUACCGCGCGUCUCGUCGCAGACCUAAUACAGACUGCGGGCGCUCAUCGCGUUUUGGCCUUCGAGCUUCAUGCCGGCCAAAUCCAAGGCUUCUUCAAUAUCCCCGUCGAUCACAUGUUCGCACUCCCCGUCUUCGUUAAUUACAUCAAUGCAUCAAAUCCCAAUCCACUGGUCAUUGUAUCACCCGAUGCAGGAGGUAUGGAACGCGCUCGCCUGCUCGCAAAGUUCCUGGAUGCGGCCCUAGCCAUUAUUGAUAAGAGACGCUCCGCGCCAAACGUAGCUCAUGUUCUACAUGUCAUCGGUGAAGUGCAGGACCGUGACUGCAUCAUCGUCGAUGACAUGGUUGACACAGCUGGUACCCUUACGAAAGCCGCAGUCGCACUAAAAGAGAACGGGGCAAAGAGCGUACGGGCUUGCUGUAUCCAUGCUGUGCUAUCGGGUCCGGCUGUCGAACGUAUUCAGAAUUCUUGCAUUGAGGAGCUGGUUGUCACUAACUCAAUCGAGCUGAAACAGGAAGUGUACGAAUCACUUUCUUGUAUUACCAGGCUCUCAGUCGGCACGCUCAUGGCUGAAACCAUUAGCCGUGUUCAUCGCGAGGAAUCUGUGUCAACGCUAUUUGGUGCCCACAUUUAGGGCCUCACUUGCGGGCCGAAAAUAUCAAAUGCCAAUGAGACGUGGACGCGUUCCUGUCUUGUUUUGGAUUUCUGCCACGCAGGAGUGGACACGAGUGGGGACAUCAGUCGGUGGCCUAAAAUUUCCACCCCUCUGUGUUUCAUUUCUAUUACCCUACAUUCUCUGCGCCAAUUGCUCUGCUCUAUUGUUACUGCACGUAAAGAGAGAACGUAGGUUUUGCUUCACGAAGAGCUCUUCUUCGUGGGCCGUGCGUCAGCUGCGAGUCUCGACUGCAGUUGUGAUGCGAGUAUAAGUUCGGUGAGAGCCAUAUCACAGCCAUUUUGAAGCUCAAUUCUUUCUGACGAGGCGACGGAGUUCUUGACGAGAUAAGGAGAGCCCUUUCAUCCACGAUGCAAGUUGAUAGUCAAUUUGCCGUGCCUAGCUGGUCUCGCACUUACUCCAAGAAGUCUGUCGAAACGUGAAGUGCAGACACAGAGUGCGAUCGAUCGAAGUAUAGUCGGAAACAUACAAAUUGCCGAGGUGACUCGAAUCGAAAGCCCUUUCAACGGUGGCAAAUCAGAUGCAUCGGCCCGUUUGAAGACUGGGCAGUGAUUGGAUGAAAACCCAAAUGGUGCUCACUGUUUGUGCGGACGCAACAGAGCAUCCAGAACCAGAAGUGCUCCGCUCCCAUACGAUAUAAAUAAACUGUAAUUUGCUGGUCGGCACGGGCCCCGCGCUGUCA
Messenger RNA from Chondrus crispus (carragheen), 2254 nucleotides. RefSeq lists its product as hypothetical. The transcript is spliced from 4 exons. Gene Ontology annotation, cellular component: ribose phosphate diphosphokinase complex; cytoplasm. Gene Ontology annotation, molecular function: magnesium ion binding; ribose phosphate diphosphokinase activity. NCBI's taxonomy places the organism in Eukaryota, Rhodophyta, Florideophyceae, Gigartinales, Gigartinaceae. The record is from RefSeq and is a predicted model, not a curated record. The coding region runs from base 1 to 1533 and encodes 510 amino acids. Gene Ontology annotation, biological process: purine nucleotide biosynthetic process; 5-phosphoribose 1-diphosphate biosynthetic process.